Messenger RNA from Penicillium verhagenii, 1782 nucleotides. Its product is annotated as dolichyl-P-Man:Man(6)GlcNAc(2)-PP-dolichol alpha-1,2-mannosyltransferase. Lineage: Eukaryota; Fungi; Ascomycota; Eurotiomycetes; Eurotiales; Aspergillaceae. Bases 1 to 1782 code for a protein of 593 amino acids. Gene Ontology annotation, molecular function: alpha-1,2-mannosyltransferase activity. Gene Ontology annotation, biological process: protein N-linked glycosylation. Gene Ontology annotation, cellular component: endoplasmic reticulum membrane. The transcript has 4 exons. The record is from RefSeq and is a predicted model, not a curated record.
AUGGCUGGAGGGAAUGAUCCAGGUUCUGGGCCUGCUUCUAGCGUGCCUAAGAAAUCACGUCCCCCACCAUCUCCGUUCUACCUACCCUUAAACAUUACGCUCUACGCCUUCCUCUUUGUCAAUGGCCUUGCAGCAUUUUAUGCCCCAAUCCAGGACUGCGACGAGGUCUUCAAUUUCUGGGAACCGGCUCAUUAUCUACAACAUGGAUACGGACUUCAGACAUGGGAAUAUUCCCCGGUAUACUCUAUUCGAAGCUGGCUUUAUGUGUCGCUUCACGCCGUGGUCGGCAAGCUGAGCUCAUUGAUUGUCUUUUCCAAGACCACUGAGUUCUAUAUGAUUCGAAUGUUCAUGGCUAUCUUCUGUGCUGCUUGUCAGACCCGACUCUACUCUUCGAUCUGUCGAACCCUCAAUCCUCGCAUCGGCCUCUUGUUCCUCACAAUCGUCGUCUUCAGUCCCGGCAUGUUCCACGCGUCCACGGCUUUCCUGCCAUCCACUUUCACCAUGUACACAUCUAUGCUUGGUCUGGCCGCCUUCCUGGACUUGAAAGGUGGACCAAAGAUUGCUCAGGGUAUCAUGUGGUUUUCUCUUGGCGCAAUUGUCGGUUGGCCCUUCGCCGGUGCACUCAUUGUGCCUCUUCUGGCUGAGGAAGCUAUUAUUGCCCUUCUUUCUGGGUCUGUAGGCUCAUUUGUCUUGGCCGUUCUCGAUGGUGCUGUCAGGUGUCUGGGCAUUGCCGCUCUCGAGGUCGGAGUCGACUAUGCUUUCUUCCGCAAACUUGUCCUUGUUCCUUGGAAUAUUGUGGCCUAUAACGUUUUUGGGGGCCAAGGUAAAGGACCUGAGAUCUUUGGCAUCGAGCCUUGGACAUUUUACAUCCGAAACCUGCUGAUUAACUUCAAUGUUUGGUUUGUUCUCGCUUUGAUGACUGCUCCGCUUCUGGUCCUUCAGGUCAUUUUUAGCUCUCAGCCUUCCUCUGUACAGAAAUUCCGGCGCUCGAUAACACUUGCUGCGCCUUUCUACAUGUGGUUUGGUAUCUUCACAGCCCAACCUCACAAGGAAGAGCGCUUUAUGUACCCGUCCUAUCCAUUCCUUGCCCUAAACGCGGCUCUUUCCUUUCACCUUAUUCUCACCUACCUUGGUUCCAGCGAUCCAAAGGCAAUCAUCAGCCGUAUUCCGACAAAGAUCAAGCUUAUCGGAGCUUUGUAUGUCAUCAUACUGGCUGUCAAUGUCGGGAUGCUACGCAUUCUGGGAAUGGUGACUGCUUACAAUGCCCCUCUGAAGGUCCUUGAACCAUUGCAGCAGGUAAAUGUGACGGAAACAGGAGCCUCUGUCUGCUUGGGCAAGGAGUGGUACCGCUUCCCAUCCUCAUACUUUCUUCAAAACGAUAUGCGUGCGAAAUUCAUUCGAAGCGAGUUCAACGGUCUGCUCCCAGGCGAAUUUCCUGAAGCGCCAAGCCCCUUCGGCCGAUUAGAAGGAGCUUCGGAAAUCCCGUCUGGUAUGAACGACCUUAAUAUGGAAGAUCCGGACAAAUAUAUUGAUAUUUCUGAAUGCUCUUUCUUGAUCGACUCCUACUUCCCGGGACGUGAGGAGACCGAGCUGGAACCUCACUAUGUUCUCGAUACGGACCAAUGGGAAGCUCUCUCUUGUGCGAGCUUCCUAGAUACGGCUCGGACUAGCUUAAUAGGGCGGUUAAUCUGGGUCCCAGAUUUGCCCUUUAUUCCUGCUCAAUUCCAGCGCAAGUGGGGCCAGUAUUGCCUCCUCCAGCGCAAGGCCGACACCAACAUUUGA